Coccomyxa subellipsoidea C-169 is the source of this 1818-nucleotide messenger RNA. Its product is annotated as AAA-domain-containing protein. Lineage: Eukaryota; Viridiplantae; Chlorophyta; Trebouxiophyceae; Coccomyxaceae. Gene Ontology annotation, biological process: ribosome biogenesis. The transcript has 14 exons. Gene Ontology annotation, molecular function: ATP binding; preribosome binding; RNA binding. The record is from RefSeq and is a predicted model, not a curated record. The coding region runs from base 1 to 1818 and encodes 605 amino acids. Gene Ontology annotation, cellular component: nucleus.
AUGGCUCGCCUCCAUGCCUGCUCCAAAUCUUUGCCCAGCGCAGAGCCGCGGCCGGUGCGCUAUGCGGAUCUCGGGGGCAUCGAGGCGGUGCUCAGCGAUAUCAAAGAGCUCGUGGAGUACCCUCUGCGCCACCCUGAGGUGUAUGCAUGGCUGGGAGUGGAGCCACCACGGGGGGUCUUGCUGCACGGCCCCCCCGGUUGUGGCAAGACGGCGCUUGCAAAUGCCAUCGCAAACGAAUGCGGCGUUCCCUUUCUCCGCAUCUCCGCCCCGGAGAUUGUUGCCGGCGUAUCUGGGGAGUCAGAGGCAAAGGUUCGCCAGCUAUUCCAGGAAGCGGCUUCCCUUGCGCCCUGCAUAAUAUUCAUAGAUGAGAUCGAUGCAAUAGCUGCAAAGCGCGAGACGGCGCAGCGCGAAAUGGAGCGGCGGAUUGUGGCGCAGAUGCUGACAUGCAUGGACGACCUGUCGGAGCAGCCUCUUGCCGGGGGGACCGGCGGGGGGACUGAGCGGGGGGAUCCUGCCCGCCUUCCUAAGCAUGUGGUCGUCAUAGGCGCUACAAAUCGGCCGGACUCAUUGGAUGCAGCGCUUCGGCGCGCCGGGCGCUUUGACAGGGAGAUUGCACUGGGCAUCCCCUCUCAGGAGGCCCGUGCCAAGAUCCUCCAGGUUUUGGCGCGGCGGCUGCGGUUGGACGGCGACUUUGACUUUGCGCAGGUCGCAGUGAAGACGCCGGGAUUUGUGGGCGCAGAUCUGACCGCCCUCAUAAAGGAGGCGGCCGCCAUCGCCGUCACGCGCAUCUUCUCCGAGCUGCAGACGCUGGAGCAGCCGCUGAGCGUGCAGCAGCUGUCGGGCCUGGCCAUUCGCGCGGCGGACUUUGACGCGGCCGUCAAGAAGGUGCAGCCGAGCGUGCGGCGGGAAGGCUUCGCCACGACGCCGGACAUCACCUGGAACGAUGUCGGCUCACUGGCAGAGGUGCGCGAGGAGCUGGCGUUCUCCAUAACAGAGCCCAUAAAGUACCCGGAGCGCUUUGCCGCGCUCGGCCUGGCCGCUCCCACGGGCGUGCUGCUAUAUGGUCCUCCGGGCUGCGGCAAAACGCUCGUCGCCAAGGCGGUUGCUAACGACAGUGGGGCCAAUUUCAUGUCCAUUAAGGGCCCCGAGCUGCUGAACAAGUAUGUGGGAGAGAGCGAGCGGGCGGUGCGGCAGCUGUUUGCGCGCGCAAGGGCAGCCGGACCAUGCGUGCUGUUCUUCGACGAACUCGAUGCUCUCGCGCCGCGCCGCGGCUCGGACGUUUCCCAAUCCUCUGAGCGGUGCGUAAAAAAACUGUUGUCUAGAUUAUAUUACGGUCGCACAGGAGUGUACCUGAUUGCCGCCACCAAUCGUCCAGACAUCAUCGACUCUGCACUGCUCAGGCCGGGCCGCCUGGACAAGCUGCUCUAUGUGCCGCUGCCGGCGCCGGAGGGCCGCGUUGCGAUUCUGCAGGCGCUCACGCGCGCAACUCCCUUGGCCGCCGACGUCGACCUGCGCGCCGUUGGGCUCAGCCCCGGCACCGGCGGCUACAGCGGCGCGGACCUGGCCGCUCUCGUGCGCGAAGCCGCCGUGACCUCCCUCAAGGAGGCACUGAGGGAGGUGAGGAAGCCAGAGGAAGCUGCGGAGGGAACGGCGUGCGUACACAUGCGCCACUUUGAGGCUGCGAUGCGAAGCGUGCAGCCGAGCGUGAGCGCCAAGGACCAGCGCGUCUACGAUACCCUGCGCCAGAAGCUGCGCAGGUCAUGCUUGGCGCUGGACCCAGCUGCAGUGGCAGAGGAGCGCGGAGAGGCGCCCAAAUAG